GAAGGAUGCUUCCUACAGCGCAACUUCCGGGGCGGACUGGCCGUGGCUUCCGGCGCCAGGCACCGCGUUCACGCUGCUAGAAUGGCGGCCCCGCUGCUUCACACGCGCCUGCCCGGCGAUGUGGCGCCUACGGCCUCUGCCACGCUGAGUGCGUCGCGGACUGGACUUUCAGAUAUGCUUGCGUUAGAGAGUGAUUUCUUCAAUUCUCCCCCAAGAAAAACUGUUCGGUUUGGUGGAACUGUGACAGAAGUCUUACUGAAAUACAAAAAGGGUGAAACAAAUGACUUAGAAUUGUUGAAGAACCAGCUGUUAGAUCCUGACAUAAAGGAUGACCAGAUCAUUAACUGGCUGCUGGAAUUUCGUUCCUCUGUCAUGUACUUGACAAAAGACUUUGAACAACUUAUAAACAUAAUAUUGAGAUUGCCCUGGUUGAGUAGAAGUCAGACAGUGGUGGAGGAGUAUUUGGCUUUUCUUGGUAAUCUUGUGUCAGCACAGACUGUCUUCCUUAGACCGUGUCUCAGCAUGAUUGUUUCUCAUUUUGUACCUCCCCGAGUGAUUGUUAAGGAAGGUGGCGUAGAUGUUUCAGAUUCUGAUGAUGAAGAUGACAAUCUUCCUGCAAAUUUUGACACAUGUCACAGAGCCUUGCAAAUAAUAUCAAGAUAUGUCCCAUCGACACCAUGGUUUCUAAUGCCAAUAUUGGUAGACAAAUUUCCAUUUGUGAGAAAAUCAGAGAGAACUUUGGAAUGUUAUGUUCAUAACUUACUAAGGAUAAGUUUAUAUUUCCCAACUUUGAGGCGUGAAAUUCUGGAGCUUGUUAUUGAAAAGUUAUUGAAGUUAGAUGUGAGUGUUUCCCGGCAGGAUAUUGAAGAUGCUGAAGAGACUGAAGCUCAGACUUGUGAUGGGACAGAUACCACAGAAGGAUUGUUUGAUAUGGAUGAAGAUGAGGACCCUGAACCUGAAAGGAAAGCUGACCUGGAGCAGCCUAGCCAGAUGGUUCAUCCCACCGCAGAGCGCUUGGACAUCCUGUUCUCCUUGCUGCUGUCCUACAUUGAGGAUGUCUGCCGUGUGGAUGGUAAGAUUGAUAACAAUAAAACAAAGGAUUUAUACCGUGAUCUGAUAUCCAUCUUUGACAAACUCCUAUUGCCCACACAUGCUUCUUGCCAUGUACAAUUCUUCAUGUUUUUCCUUUGCAGCUUCAAAUUGGGAUUUGCAGAAGCAUUUUUGGAACAUCUCUGGAAAAAGUUGCAGGAUCCAAAUAACCCUGCCAUCAUCAGGCAAGCUGCUUCAAAUUACAUUGGGAGCUUUUUGGCAAGAGCUAAAUAUGUUCCUCUUAUCACUGUAAAGUCAUGCCUGGAUCUUUUGGUUAACUGGCUGCACAUGUACCUUGAUAACCAGGAUUCAGGAGCAAAGGCUUUCUGUGACGUUGCACUUCAUGGACCAUUUUAUUCAGCCUGCCAAGCUGUGUUCUAUAUUUUUGUUUUUAGACACAAGCAACUUUUGAGUGGCAACUUGAAGGAAGGUCUGCAGUAUCUUCAGAGUCUAAACUUUGAGCGUAUUGUGCUGAGCCAGCUAAACCCUCUGAAGAUCUGCCUGCCAUCAGUGGUUAAUUUUUUUGCUGCUGUCACUAAUAAAUACCAGCUCGUGUUCUGCUACACCAUCAUGGAGAGGAACAGUCGCCAGAUGCUCCCUGUUAUUAGAAGUACAGCUGGUGGGGACUCUGUGCAGACCUGUACCAACCCACUGGACACUUUCUUUCCCUUUGACCCUUGUGUGCUUAAGAGGUCAAAGAAGUUCAUUGAUCCUAUUUAUCAGAUUUGGGAAGACAUGAGUGCUGAAGAGCUGCAAGUGUUUAAGAAAGCCACUAAAGAGGACGUAGUUGAGGAUGAAGACGAUGACUUUUUGAAAGGUGAAGUGCCCCAGAGUGACACAGUGAUUGGCCUUACCCCGAGCUCGCUUGACACCCACUUCCGAAGCCCUUCCAGUAGCGUGGGCUCCCCACCUGUGCUGUAUAUGCCAGACCAGUCCCCAGUCAUCUCCAGGAUCUGUGAUUGAGCUGUACCACUGGACCCCACGUUAGACUAGUCUGUGCCUCCUAUGUCCAGCUUCUGUGUUGGACUUGGGCCAGUGCCUGAAGGGACCCAGGUUGUGUGUGUUUGCAGUUUGUUCCCUGUGGACAGAAGGAAAGACCCAGUGUCACAUGUAGUAUUUUAUAGUGGGCAUAGUAAUUGGUGCCCAUGCUUCAUGUGUCAGCUUAAUAUGUAGUAUAUGCCUGUAGCCUUCUGUGGAACUCCUGGGUGCAUGCCUGCAUCAGCCACAGCCUGGCAGGUGCCUUCUGACAGGGUUCUUUUCAUCAGAACCACAAUCACUUGACUGUGUUGGUCUUGUUUUGGUGAGAAUUUCUCCAGGAUCAGCCCUGCCUGUGAUACUCUUAACUGGAUCCUGCUUACAGUGGCAUAAUGGUUUCCUUGUGACUAGGAGUGUAUACUGUUGGGUACAGAGAGAAAUGCCAGGUAGCAGUGACAUGCUGAGUGUUACGGCUGUGUUCACUGAGGAAACAGAAGGACUGCAGAGGUACAAAGAAACUGGGAGGGAAGAGACGAUAUAGAGAAACACAGAAAGGCACCUGUGUAGAGUUCGGCAUUAGCUCAGCUGACUGAAGCAGGCCUGGGUGUCUAACCAUUCCAUAGGUUACACAGCAUGGACUCAGCCACGAGAGCAGUUUGUAUGUUAAAUAGCCAGCCUUGCUGGGUAACAGGUGUGGGCUGUGGAGGUGACCUUCCCUUGGAUCGUUACAUGUAAACUUUGGUGUUUGUGAAAAUGGCUCUUUAAGUAUAUUUAAUUUUUUGCCAUUUAUAUUUAUUUAAAGGUAAACAAUAUUUUCUUGGUCACAAUAUUUUUUAAUAGAAUUCCUUUCAAGGUUUAUAUACCCUUGUGUAAUAACACUGAUGUAGAAUCCCUGGGUUUCAGUCUACCUGUGAAUAUCUUUUUUGGAACAAAGAAAUUUUUAUUGCUUUAAAAACUUUCUAUGAGGCAGGCAAAUCCCUCAGUUCUAGGCCAGCCUUGGUGAAAAGUCAGUAGGAAAUCUCAAUGUAAUUCAUUCUCUGUCUCCUCUCUCUCUCCCUCCCUCCCUCCCUUCCUCUUUCCUUUCUUCUUUCUUUUGAGACAGGGUUUCUCUGUGUAGUCCUGGCUCUCCUGGGACUCACUCUGUAGGCCAGGCUGGGCUCAAACCCAGAGAGCCUGUCUCUAUCUCUGGGGUGCGGGGUACCACCACCACCCAGCUUACGGUUCUUUUUUUAAGUGCUGACAGAAAGAUGCAAGGAAAUUGCAUCUAUAGGUGCUGAUGGAAUAUUAGGUUUGGGAAGUAGCUAGAAUGUAGAAGGUAGAAGAUUACAAAGGGCUUUGAAAAAAAAAUUCAUUGUGAAAAUGAAAGAUUGGCAUGACUCACUUGGCUCCCCUACUCAUGCCAAUGGAGGGCUUUAAUAAAGUGUCUUGACAGUG
Molecule: messenger RNA, 3498 nt
Organism: Meriones unguiculatus (Mongolian gerbil)
Lineage: Eukaryota; Metazoa; Chordata; Mammalia; Rodentia; Muridae
Gene: Rrn3
Product: RRN3 homolog, RNA polymerase I transcription factor
Exons: 18
Coding region: 82-2052 (656 amino acids)
Biological process (GO): transcription initiation at RNA polymerase I promoter
Cellular component (GO): nucleus
Molecular function (GO): RNA polymerase I core binding; RNA polymerase I general transcription initiation factor activity
Source: RefSeq, a predicted model, not a curated record